GUUUAAGUUUUUGCGUGUUGUAAACAGAAAAACGAAGAUGAGUUUGAGCAGGUUGAGGUGUUUAGCAAGAUGCGACUUAGUGAAAGCUUGCCCAUCAGUAGCGGUGUUGAAACUGCGAGGACCUUGUUCGGAGUUGAGCACAAGCAGUACGCAAUUCGGUGUUGCUCAACACAACGCGAAACCGGACUGGAAUCGUGCCGUGAGCGAGGCAGAGAAGAUCGUUGGAUACCCUACUUCGUUUUUAAGCCUACGCUGGGUUUUGAGCGACGAAAUCGCAAACGUCGCCUUACAUUUGAGGAAAUUAGUAGGCAGCAAUCAUCCUGUGCUGAAAACUGCUAAGAACCUAAUCUACAAUGGCAAGAACAACAUGCAAGCUUGGGGCCUCAUCGUGCUGCUCAUAUCGAAAGCGGCGGGCCACAGCUCUGAGAUCCCAGAUAUGGAACAGGAUAAGGCUGCUGGAGUGUUGCACAGCCAACGCGCCCUAGCAGAAGUAACAGAAAUGAUCCGCACAUCGCAUCUUGUUCACAAAGGCUUGGUGAACAUGAACUCGCGCCAGCUGUCUAUGGACGUGGACCCUGGAGACAUGCUGUUCGGCAACAAGAUCGCGCUGCUCAGUGGUGACUAUUUGCUGGCUAACGCUUGUUCUGAGCUGGCUAACUUGAGAAACCAAGAGCUGGUAGAGCUGAUGUCGUCGGCAGUGCGUGACCUGGCAGAAGCGGAGUUCCUCGGCGACAGAGACGAGCAGAACAAUCCGCUGCCUACCAUGCCUCUGCCCAAGGAGGAGAGACAAACUGCUUUAGAAUGGGACUGCGUAAUUGAGCCGCUACCACUAACGGGAGUCCUCGGCAGCGCCCGCCGUGAAUGGGCGGCUCGGCAUGUGUUAGCAGCUGGAGCUCUGCUCGGAAAGAGCUGCUCUGGCACUUUGAAGUUAGCUGGGCAUGAUCAACAGCUUCAGAGUCAGGGUUAUCUCUUCGGCUGCCAUCUAGCUCUGGCAUGGCAGGCCUUCCUGGAUUUAGAAGCUUUCACGGGCCCCGAACCAACCAGCUUUUCCCUUGUUGGAGCUCCACUCGCCUUCACGCUCGAAGCGCGCCCUGAACUCUACUCCUACAUUGAAGCUGGACGACGCAGCGUUCAUGAAGUGGACUAUCACGCUCUUUAUAAGGCAGUCCUUGAAGGCGACGGCAUCGAACAAACCAAGCAACUACAGCGGGAACACAUUGCCGCCGCCUGCGAAGUGCUAGAGUCCUUCCCCAACUGCGACGCAAGAACAGCUCUGUUGAAUAUCAUAGUGGCUAUGCACCAUUGAUCGUUUCGUUUAGUUAAACUUUCAGUAUCUCUACCAUGACUUUGCAAUAGACAGGUGUAAAAUAUUUAUAUAGUUCAAUUAUUUUCUUUAUGUCCCUCGGUAAUCUUCGGAUUUUCAAAUGCUACCGAAUACAAAUUUCCAGGUCUAGUAAUUAUUAGAGCUAUCAACUACAAUACAUUGAGUUCGAUGGAACUAACUACUACCCUUAAACUAUUGCCCUUUUUAGUAACAUUUACUUGUUAAGAACUUACCAAACAAGUAAAAUAUCAUAUAUUAAUAUAUAAUCAAAUCAAUCAUUUUAAAUUUUAUAAAUUCUUUUUUUAUAAGUAUAACUAAAUUAACUU
Hyposmocoma kahamanoa is the source of this 1650-nucleotide messenger RNA. It is a transcript of the gene Pdss2, whose product is annotated as decaprenyl-diphosphate synthase subunit 2. Gene Ontology annotation, molecular function: prenyltransferase activity. The record is from RefSeq and is a predicted model, not a curated record. Gene Ontology annotation, biological process: isoprenoid biosynthetic process; ubiquinone biosynthetic process. The transcript has 7 exons. The coding region runs from base 38 to 1306 and encodes 422 amino acids. Gene Ontology annotation, cellular component: transferase complex; mitochondrion. Lineage: Eukaryota; Metazoa; Arthropoda; Insecta; Lepidoptera; Cosmopterigidae.